Messenger RNA from Rhopalosiphum maidis (corn leaf aphid), 1363 nucleotides. RefSeq lists its product as uncharacterized. The transcript is spliced from 10 exons. Bases 158 to 1333 code for a protein of 391 amino acids. The record is from RefSeq and is a predicted model, not a curated record. NCBI's taxonomy places the organism in Eukaryota, Metazoa, Arthropoda, Insecta, Hemiptera, Aphididae.
UGUAUCGUUUCGUUCUAGAUAUAUUUAUAGGUACUUAAAGUGUUAUAACAUAAAUGCUAAUUUGAUGUUGUUUAGGUAUUCGAGAACUUUUGAACGCUCAUUCACGCAUUGAGUGCAGUAUAUACAAUCUUUGUAACGUAUUUGUUGUUCGUCAAAAAUGCCUAAUCCGUCGAGGACUUUCUUCGACUACUAUAAACUACCGGGACCUUGGUACAAUGUCAAGCAUACGAUUUAUUACUGGGUUUUCACCGUGAUUAAGAGAAUAUUACAUUUCUUCGACAUCCAUACGAAACACGGUAAACCGAAAGACAACGACGGGCCACACAAACUUAAUGACAUUAUUGGAUAUGAUGCUACUUGGAUUGGAGGCACUACACCUGACGGUAAAUGGAUCAUAUUUGCGCUCGAUAGGCGAAAUGAUAGUAAAAUGUCUAUAGGAUAUGUAUGUUUAAAGAUUCCGGGAAUUGGGCACCUGUCAACUCCAAUGUAUCCGAAUUCCAUGGAUAACGCGUUGGGAAAAUGUAUAAACAGUUUCGCUUUGGACCAAUUCACUUUGUCGAUGAUCGAACCUCUUCGACGGUGGAAAGUCAAUUUCGAAGGUAAAAUGAUGUUCGUGAACGAUCCGGGAGUCUCAGCCCACGUAAAAAUAGCGGCCGAAUGGACGAGCCAACGUGACGUAUGGUUACUGAACCGGGACUUGAGCAGUGAGUCGUUCGCAGACUCAUUUGCACUGGAAAAUUGGAGCAAGUUCUCCGCGGCUUUAUUUGACCGUUCCAAAGACGAUGUAGUGCACUGGGAACAGUUCGGUAAAUUGGACGCGAAUAUAGAGAUCGAUAGGAUCGGGAUUGAAAUUCGCAACGCGGCGACCGUCAGAGACAGGAGCUUCGGUAAAAUUCGAGAUUUUACAGCAAUGCACAGAUAUUUUUACAUAACCAUGUUUAUGGAAAACGGCCGAUCACUGGUGAUCACAGUGGUUUGUCAUAAAAAAACGUUUUCGCGGUUAUUUUUUGGAUUCAUGAGCAACGACAACGGAACCAACUCCAACAUCGAUUGGACUGAUUUGAAUAUAUAUCAAUUCGGUGAAAAUGGCAGAGUGACCGAAGAACUGUGUUUCUUAAUAAGAAUAGGUAAAAUCAUCCAUUCGGUGCAAGUCGUGUGUGACAGCCAAAACUGGUAUCGACUGGAAAAGGGCGUAGUGAGAUGCGAACAGAUCGGUGACUGUUUAGUCGAUCACCUACCCGGCAAGUGUAUGAUCCAGUCUUUAUACAGCGAGACUUCGCUAAGAGCGAAAACGUUUUGCAAAUCGUUGAAUUAUUUGGAUAACAAUUAUUAAAGUCGUUUUCAAAACGAUAUUAUGUCAAUA